This is a messenger RNA of Suillus paluster, 1419 nucleotides long. RefSeq names its product WD40-repeat-containing domain protein. The record is from RefSeq and is a predicted model, not a curated record. Gene Ontology annotation, biological process: Arp2/3 complex-mediated actin nucleation. The coding region runs from base 159 to 1349 and encodes 396 amino acids. Gene Ontology annotation, molecular function: actin filament binding. Gene Ontology annotation, cellular component: actin cytoskeleton; Arp2/3 protein complex. Lineage: Eukaryota; Fungi; Basidiomycota; Agaricomycetes; Boletales; Suillaceae. The transcript is spliced from 6 exons.
AGAUAGUCGUUCUCCUUCGAAGUUCUGCACUUGGGUUUCCAUAAUAUCACGUGCCCAUACUGAUAUUACAACUCUUCCUAACUCCCAUCUGCAGAGUAGACUGCCCGUCCUCUGCUCGCCGACAAGCUGUUAAUUAACAUAAAUCUGUUCACGACAUCAUGUCUGCGCCAGAAGUGUACCAAAUCGCUAAAAUUCCAGUUACGUGCCACGCAUUCAACGCGGACCGCAGUCAGGUUGCUGUGAGCUUGAACGACAAUAAUGUCCAGAUCUACGCAAAGCAGGGCAAGGAGUGGAUUCUAUCUGAGACGCUCUCCGAGCACGAUAAACUGAUCACGUCUAUUGAUUGGGCCCCGAACUCCAACCGCAUCGUCACCGCCUCGCAAGACCGUAAUGCAUACGUCUGGUCCCUCUCUCCCGAUCCGCUCACUGGAAAUCUGGUGUGGAAGCCUACCUUGGUACUUCUUCGCAUCAACAGGGCGGCUACCUUCGUUCGCUGGAGCCCCAACGAGGAUAAAUUUGCAGUUGCCAGUGGUGCAAGGGCGAUUGCCAUUUGCUCAUUUGAUCCGGAGAACAAUUGGUGGGUGGCAAGGCAGCUCAAGAAACCAAUCAGAUCGACCGUCCUUUCUGUCGACUGGCAUCCGAACAAUGUCUUACUGGCAGCGGGGAGCGCCGAUAUGAAGGCACGGGUGUUCUCGGCUUAUAUCAAAGAUGUAGACAAGAGGCCAUCGCCUACCAUUUGGGGCGAGAAGCUUCCCUUCAACACUAUUUGCGGAGAAUACACCAGCCCCGCAGGCGGAUGGGUUCAUGCAGUUGGCUUCUCUCCUUCUGGCGAUAUCCUCGCUUUUGCUAGUCAUGAUAGUUCUAUCAAUAUCGUUUACCCUGGUGGUCCCAUGGUUUACAAUAUUCGCAUCAGCUCUUUGCCGUACGUGACUUUAGCCUGGACUUCCGAAGAUGCUCUGGUUGCGGCUGGCCAUGAUUGUCAGCCUGUCGUUUUCUCUGGCUCGGAGCAGGGCUGGGCCCUUGUCGGCACUUUGGAUGACACCACCGCUUCCAGUGCAUCAAAGGCUCCUGGUGCAAGGACUGGGACUGUUGGGAGGUUGAACAGUGCAGCAUUCAACACGUUUAGGAACGCGGAUACGCGUGGACAGACUGGCGGAGCAGACACUGCUGCUGACACAGAAGUGCUCACUGUGCAUCAAAACACAAUCACGAGCGUUAGGCCGUACGCGUAUAGCGGCGAGGGAAUUGUUAGCAGCGUGAGUACUACUGGCGUGGAUGGAAAGCUUGUCAUCUGGGAUGUUAAUGCUGUGUCGGCUCUUACUGGGAAGAUGGGCGGGUUGCGGGUUUGAGGCCAUAGUACAUUGUUGUACAAUUAAUUGUACGGUGAAUAAUGCAGUUCGUAAGUGUGUGGUAUAGGUU